ACCAAAUAUAAACCGGCCAAAACUGGUGACAGCUGAAAGUCGACAAGACUAGAACGCGGCGGAAUUAUAGAUCUCGUUCAAGGAAUGUGUUAUUCAUGAAGACGAAUUCAGAGGAAAUGGAGGAACCUGAUUUCAAUGUGUUGAACCUUGCUCAGGUAGCAAGUUCAAAUUUGACUGUUGCAAGCAUCCACACCAUUGGCACUAUAAGCAUGAGCAGUGCCAAUCUUACCCCUCUACCUCAGAAAAAGUUGUUCUACUCACGGGAGGCAUCUGUAACAGGGACAGAUCUGUUGCCAAUUUGCAGGAUCUGUCAACUUCCAGGAGAUAUAGCUGACCCACUCUUCUCUCCGUGUAGAUGUUCUGGGACACUAGGCUUCAUUCAUUACACGUGUCUGAAGAGGUGGAUUGAUAUUUCAACUAGAAAGACAAAGAAGCAACCACGUUGUGAACUUUGCCACUACCAGUUUCACAGACACAAGCGCUUUAAGUUUAAGAACUGGAGGUGGCCAAAAGUGAACACAAGAGACAAGAUACUCCAUAUUAUUUUCUUCCUGAAUCUCCUCAUAAUGAUUGGCUGUGCAAUAGCUACGGUCAUGUGCUUUUUAUCGGACAAAGGGCAGAUAACCAAGUUUCCCAAGAACAAGGUGGAGCUGACUGUGGAGGAGAUCAUCACCCUCGCAUGUGGUGUUAUGUUUUUUGUGGCUUUCUUUAUAGCAAUGACAGUAGAAAUAAAGGCCAAGCAUACCGUCUACAAACUAUGCAUGAAGUUCAUAGUACACAAUACAGAGUGGAAUGUCGACUCAUAUGAUCGUAGCAAGGACCCGGGGCUCAAGGUGGCUCCACAGUACGUCUAAUGACUCCGAACACAUCCACACGACUUCUUUAAUUUCUCUUCAGUUUAGUAAAUGUCUCAUGGAAAAAUAAAGAUCUUUGGUAGUCAACAGCAAUAUACUUUGACAAAAGACUACAAAGUUUCAGUAAAUUUAUCAAAUUCUGCUUUAAUACAAGAACAAAUGUUUCAUACCAGAUACUAUUUAUUGUUAUUAAGAUUUAGAUAUUUCCACUUUCUUUUGAGCAUGUGUGUGGACACUGUAUGUGUAAGCCACAUGAAGAUAUUGUAACUAUAUAUAAUUAGUAGUUAUAGGCAUUAAAAGUUUUCAAUAGAAUAUUCUUACUUACUCUGGAGAAAAAUACAAUGAAUAAGUUUGAAAAAUAAGAAUUUGGCACAAGAGAAUGGUAAAAAUUUUAGCGUUUCAAUGUCAAUAACUGUAAACGAUUAUUAUGUCUGUGUGGAAACACAACUGGUUGGAAUCAAAGUGUAAAUUCUUUUCUGACUGUAAAUUAAAAAAAUGCACUUAACUUAAAAAAUCUCAGGAAAAUGGUGUCUUGGCAGAAGCUAGUGUUUUAGGCACAUUGUCUCACAUCACUGUGUUAAUGGUGUUAUAUACUGAAAGAUUUGAUAGAAGACUUUAUUACCAUAGUUAGUAGUAGAUAAAAUUACCAUGGUGAUAGAUAGCUCUGAUGGAUACAGAACAUAUUACCUGUACCUGCCCACCGGCAUUCAGCACAGUCCAGUUCUGCUACAUGGUACAUAAAUACCAUAGUGAUUGGUAGAUUUGAUAGAUACAGGAUAUGAAUACCAGUGAUUGGUAGAUUUGAUAGAUACAGGAUAUAACUACCAGUGAUUGGUAGAUUUUAUAGAUACAGGAUAUAAAUACCAUAGUGAUUGGUAGAUUUUAAAGACACAGGAUAUAAAUACCAGUGAUUGGUAGAUUUGAUAGAUACAGGAUAUAAAUACCAGUGAUUGGUAGAUUUUAUAGAUACAGGAUAUAAAUACUAUAGUGAUUGGUAGAUUUUAAAGACACAGGAUAUAAAUACCAGUGAUUGGU
Molecule: messenger RNA, 1889 nt
Organism: Pecten maximus
Lineage: Eukaryota; Metazoa; Mollusca; Bivalvia; Pectinida; Pectinidae
Product: E3 ubiquitin-protein ligase MARCH8-like
Exons: 4
Coding region: 96-854 (252 amino acids)
Molecular function (GO): zinc ion binding
Source: RefSeq, a predicted model, not a curated record